Messenger RNA from Tetrahymena thermophila SB210, 588 nucleotides. Its product is annotated as AMMECR-like protein. The transcript has a single exon. The record is from RefSeq and is a predicted model, not a curated record. NCBI's taxonomy places the organism in Eukaryota, Ciliophora, Oligohymenophorea, Hymenostomatida, Tetrahymenidae.
AUGGAUUAACAAAAUAACCAAGUUUAAGCCACAAAGGAGCAUUGCAAGUACUGCUUCGAUGUCUUGAAAGCUGCCUUAAACAAUUAGCCUAUCCCACCAUUCCCAUCCCAGCUUCCUAAGUAUAAAUGCCCUCUUUUUGUCACUUGGCAUAUUGAUGGUGAUGAUUUGAGAGGAUGUAUAGGCACUUUUUAGCAUGAAAAUAUCGAAAAGAUACUUCCCUAAUAUGCAAUGAUUAGUGCUUUUAAAGACUCUAGAUUCAGCCCUAUUACUUUAAGCGAGUUACCUCGUUUGAAUGUUUCUGUCAGCCUUUUAGUUAACUUUUAGGAUAACAAGAAAUCUUUUGAUUGGGUUAUUGGUAAACAUGGUAUUAUUAUCGAUUUUUAGCACAACGGACAUACUGGAAAUGCGACCUUCUUGCCAGAAGUAGCAUCAGAUCAAACAUGGGAUUAGCGUACAACAUUAGAGCAUCUUAUUAAAAAGGCAGGAUAUAGAGGAAAAGAUCUUGAUAUAGUUAUACAUAAAAUAAAAUUGACAACUUAUGAGUCUUCAAAAUGUAGCUUAGAUUACUCUGAAUAUAUCAAUAUGUGA